Molecule: messenger RNA, 3242 nt
Organism: Prorocentrum cordatum
Lineage: Eukaryota; Dinophyceae; Prorocentrales; Prorocentraceae
Source: the annotation of a GenBank genome assembly
GCGGAGUACACCUAUGAGUUGGUUGGCCAAAUCAACUACCUGUGUGGCCGUCACUCCACCGUCUCCGCCGCACGGUGCAAAGUGCGCGGCGAUCUUGGGCGCGACGUCAUCGACUACACCCUCGCGUUCAGCGGCGGAUACGAGGCGCGCUGGAUGUCGAGGUCAAGGCUCUCCCCGAGCGAGUUCGCCCUGAACCUUGGGCUAAGUUGGAGGCGCAGCUUCAGGGCUACGGCUAAGGUCACCCCCGCCAAGCGCAGCCAGACCCUCGACGGCGUCCUCUCGGAAUCGCAGAAGUGCAUCAUCAAAGCGUUGUUCGGUGGGAAGUGCAAGCUCCCCGAGGGCAGCUACAAGGAGGUGAGUGACUCCAUCGCCCAGUCGUGGUCGUCGAACCCCACGGUCGUCAAGACCCCCAACAGCUUCCUCAAGGACAACUUUGACGGCGAUCCGCCCCGUGCCAAGAAAGAGCGCAUUCAGUGUUUCUGGGAUGUACUCCAACAGUUGUACAGAGUCGAUGAUGUGAUCUUUCCAGAGGACUCAGAUUAUGAGGAUUAUUUUGCCCAGCUAGGUCAGCUCCCGUUCGUCAUUAUUGUUGGUCUGUUCCGCAGAUCCACGAUAGAGGCCCUCGCGCGGCUCAUCAACUACGAGGCGACCGAGUUGUUCCUGAGGGGGGCGCGCGGGGUCGAGCGGGCUUCCGAGAACGCGGAGCAGCGCAGCGAUUGGAAGCCUCCGAACGGUGCCAAGCAGGGUUGGAAGUCAAGAGUCAACUUCACGGUUCUGGAGGAGCUCGACUCGUCCGAGAGCGACCAAGAGGGCGCGUUUAUCGAUGGCGUGAAAAAUGAGUUGCGGGAGCGGCUGGCGCAUCGCGCAUUGCUGGCCAAGUCUCUUUACAAGCCGAACGACCACAAGAACUCCGCGACGAAGAUGGCGGUGCGAGGGAGGGCGAGCGCGGCUCUGCGGUCUCUGAGGGCGUUGGCGACUGGCCAGCACGAUCAAUUCCGAGACAUUGCAUGGGGCGGCGCAAAGGAGCGGGCAACUUGCCGCGAGCUGCCUGGGGGGAUCGCCGAGCGAGUGCUGGAGUGCCACCGCGAGGCUCACGACCUGAAGAUGCAAGCCUCCGACGCCGAGUCUGCUUUCGAGCGGCUGGCCUUGCGCGCCAAAGCUGGGGCCCGCGAGGCCACGGCUGCGUCCGACGACGACGAGUUAACGCCGCCUCGAGGGAAAGUCAUGCCUUUCGUGGGCGGCGAAGCGUCUCUGCCACCGGCAGGGGCCGAGCCAUGCGACAUCAUGCUGGUCUCUCCGAAGGCCAGGUAUGAUUUCGACAGGUUCUACAAGAAGAUGGCCCUCCCCCGAGCCAGGACGGGGACCUGGCCCGCGUGGGACGCGAGGCGCGUCAGCAAGCGCUUCAGGCCCCCGCCGCGCCUCAACCUGGGACCCCCGAUGGCGAUGUCGGAGUUCGACCUGUCCGACGAGGUGACCCAAGGCAGAGCGUUGAAGUCUACCUGGGGGGAUGUGCCAGACUUCUUCCACAGCUUCGCCCAGGUUGCCUUCGUCCACUUGGUCUUUAUGGGUGACUUUGCGUCGCUAACUCCGGUGGGCAAGGGCGCUAUCGCGAUGGUGGAGACGGUGCAAGAGUCGUCGCGUACAAAGCUGAAGGAUGUGGGUCUGGACAUGCACAAGGGCGGCGCGGGGGGCGCGAUGCACCUCUCUUUGGGCGCGACGAUCGCCGAGCGGUCUAACGACCUGACGGCCUCCAGGGAGAAGAUCCAGAACGUGAUCGGUGCCACGGGGGCCUUGUUGGCUCGGCGUCGCGCGACCUCGAACGAGUUGUCGCGAGUUGUGGGGUCCUGGGCGUGGCUGGCUAUGUGCUGUCGCUCUGGUUUCUGCGUGCUCGACGCCCGUUGCAAGCUCGUGACGGAGCGCAGCGACGACGACGCCAAGUACGAGUCGUGGGGGAGCGUGCUGAACGAACUUCACAUGCUGCACCACCGGGCGCCCUUGAUGCACGCCCAUCGGGAAGCCCGAUGGGGGGCGAUCGCGCUCGCGACGGACGCGAGCGAGCAAGGCUUGGGAGUCGUGGAGACCAACGCUUCUCGGAACGAGGUCAAGGAGGAGGUAGACAGGCAGUGGAAGGAAGUGCGGAGCGCGUGUCAGCGCGAGCUCCUCUUCGCGGACAACGCUCGGAACCCCCGUCGCGACCUGAUGGGCCCGUCCUUCGUGGAGCUGGUGUCCGAGGAGAGUGGGCCUACGAGGACCAUCUACGUGCUGGAGAUGAGGGCCGCGGCAUAUGUGGCUCGGCAUCUGUGCAGGUCGUCGCUCUGCUGGUUCAGCCGCUUCUUGGUGCUGUGCGACUCCAUGGUGACAGUUGGAGCCGUCAGAAGAUCCAAGACGAAGGCCGAGCAGAAGAAGGUGGUCCUGGACGACGAGCACCCGUUCGAGAGGCUGUUGGGCGACCAGAUGGAGAUCAUGGGCAUGCGCGACGACUGCGCCCGGGACUGGCAUCUCCUAGGCGUGCUGCUGGUCUCGACGAUCUGGUGCGACGGCUCCCCGAUCGGCUCGGCGAGCCAAGGCGCGCUGGUGGGUGACGUCGACGAGUGGCGCGACGGGGCGGCCGACGGCGGCGACGAGGGCGCGGGUUGUUCCGAUGGAGCAAGCUUGAUGAUGGGAGAUGUGGAAGCGCUGAAGUCAAGCAAGAAGGGUGCUGCCAAGAAGGGCCCGACGGCGUUCGAGACCGCCGCCGCCGAGAAGCCGAUCAACAGGAGCUCUUUUGGCACCGACAAGCUGGAGCGGCCCCUCAGGCGCCCCCCCUUCGCCGCUCUAGGCGGGCGAGAUAUCACGGUGGCGGCGGAGUUGGACAACAGAGCCUCGCAGAAUUGGGACAAGUACCGGCAGACAUGGGAAGCGCGCCCGGCUUCCAUCGAGGCCAUCUUUGUCAUCGCCCGCGAAGCUGUUCGGCGAAUCCACGCGGGCGAGGCCGCGGCCUGCCCGCUUGCUUGCGACUGCCGCCUUCCAGGGCAAGAUUGGUUGCGGCUGAGGGCCGAGGGCGUUCGCGCGAGCUGCCGAGAUCCACGCGGCCCCUGGUCGAUCACGGUCGCGAUCUUGCUGGGGCGACGGCGUAGAGGAGAGAGCGUGAAGACUAGUCUGGGGCAGGGCGUCGCCGUCGACAACCUGGGGAUCGCCGCAAUGUCGGCGAAGCUUGUGGAAGCCCCGAGCGGGCGCUCGCGUUCGAUGCCACCGCCGCCAAG